Molecule: messenger RNA, 2015 nt
Organism: Archocentrus centrarchus (flier cichlid)
Lineage: Eukaryota; Metazoa; Chordata; Actinopteri; Cichliformes; Cichlidae
Gene: cdk20
Product: cyclin dependent kinase 20
Exons: 9
Coding region: 603-1637 (344 amino acids)
Biological process (GO): protein phosphorylation
Cellular component (GO): nucleus
Molecular function (GO): ATP binding; protein serine/threonine kinase activity
Source: RefSeq, a predicted model, not a curated record
CUCUGUAAACAAACAUGGCGGACCAUGGGGCGCUCUGCAGUUAGUUCGCUUAACAUAAAACAUUUAGUAAAGCGUCUUGUGUGAAAAUGCGUGUUACAAAUCGUAUUUUCUCUUGUUUUUACUUAACGGAUAUGCGCGUCACGUUGACAACAGCAGUAUAAAACAAACUAACAGAUGUUAAAGUUUCAGCUAGGCUAGCUUAGCUACAAGGUUACCAAGGCAACGUUAGCUAACAGCUAGCUGCCUCGAUUCCGGAGGUGAAAAUGUGUUUUCUGAGAGGCCUUUUCUUUACAACAGUUUGUUUCUGCGUAUGUAAUUCACGCCGAAUUCAAUGUAACCGUUUAAACUCUUAUUGGGUUUAAAGGAUUUUUGAAUAAAUAUAUAUUUUAUUGAGCCAAUGAACGCAGGAUCGUUAACGACUCAAUUGUUGAACGAAGUUCGCAGUUUGCAGUCGUCUCCCUGGUUUUCUGCACCUGGGAGCUGUUUUGUACGUCAUUAAUAGUUUACUUGAAAACACACACUUUUUGAAUAAGAAGACAAAUAUCUGUGAGAGAUCUGGGGCCAAAAUAAAUCCAGCUUAACUGAAUAGAGCUCAUGAAAACAUGGAGCAGUACACUAUUCUGGGUCGCAUCGGAGAAGGCGCUCAUGGUAUCGUUUUCAAGGCCAAACACACUGAGACAGGGGAGACGGUGGCUCUGAAGAAAGUGGCUCUGAGGAGGCUAGAGGACGGUAUCCCAAACCAGGCACUGAGGGAGAUUAAAGCACUGCAGGAGAUCGAGGACAACCAGCAUGUGGUGAAGCUGAAGGACGUCUUUCCUCACGGCACGGGCUUCGUCCUGGUGUUCGACUUCAUGCUGUCUGACCUCUCGGAGGUUAUCAGGAACUCCCAGCGCCCUCUGACCCAUGCGCAGGUGAAAAGUUACAUGAUGAUGCUGCUGAAGGGCGUGGCCUUCCUGCAUCAUAACAACAUCAUGCACCGGGACCUGAAACCAGCAAACCUCCUCAUCAGCUCUUCAGGCCACCUGAAGAUUGCAGACUUCGGUCUGGCCCGGCUGUUCAGCGAGCACGGAGAGAGGCUGUACAGCCACCAGGUGGCCACCAGGUGGUACCGAGCUCCUGAGUUGCUGUACGGAGCCCGAAAGUACGAUGAGGGAGUGGACCUGUGGGCGGUCGGCUGUAUUUUUGGGGAGCUGUUGAACUCGUCUCCUCUGUUUCCUGGAGAGAACGACAUCGAGCAGCUCUGCUGUGUCCUCAGAGUGUUGGGAACACCGACUCAGGACAGCUGGCCUGAAAUAGUGGAGUUGCCAGAUUACAACAAAAUUACCUUUAAGGAGAAUCCAGCAAUCCCAUUGGAGGAAAUCGUCCCUGACACGUCCCCUCAGGCCAUCGACCUGCUCUAUAAGUUCCUGGUGUAUCCAUCCAAACAGCGCUGCUCAGCCCGACAGGCUCUCCUCCAUCCAUACUUCUUCUCCUCUCCACUUCCUGCUCACCACUCGGAGCUGCCCAUCCCCGAGAGGGCAGGCCGGCCCCCUCGCCAGCGCUUGCAGGCUCCACCCACUGACUUCUCAGUGGACCUACCCCUGCAGAACAGCGUAGUUGACCCUGCACUGUUACAGGGAUACGCUGCCUGCCUUUGAACUGACCGGUGGUCUUCACUGUCUCAGCUGCUCUUAUACCAGUUGAUCUUGUUUGAUGUAUUUAUUCAUUAUCUGGUUCAUGAAAUCCUCUCCUACAGACUGGAUUCAUAUUUUUUCAUGAACUCCAGCUCACACAGAAGCAGCUGAACUUUCAUGCCAUCACGAUGCUUCAACAAAACGAUAACAAGAAGGUUUUUCCUGAGCCUGGAAGUCUUCUCAGUCUCCACAGCAGAAAAUGAACUCAAGCAGUCGAGCACGAUGAAUUACACCUGCUAACAAAAUUUAUUGGACUUAAAACAAUGAAAGUUUAACCCCACUGGGUCUCCAUUAGACAAAAUGAUGAAAUAAAUACAUUUAAAAAACACUAAAUUAAACAAU